AUGUCGCGUCGCAAAGUUGGCUUCUGGCUCAGUGACAAGAAACGCAGGAAGAUGAAUUUGGAUGCCUUUGCGGAGCUCUGUGCGGAUCACGGAGUGGAGGUGGUGGAGCUCGAUCUUACUCAGCCACUUGGCCCCCAAGGACCCUUCGAUGUCAUCGUUCACAAGCUCUCUGACGUCAUCGUCGAGGCAGAGCAUGACAGCCGAUCGAGGCAGCUCCUGGUCAACUUCCAGAGUUAUGUGUCAGCUCACAGCAGUACAGUUCUUCUGGAUCCUCUGCCUGCCAUGACCCAAAUUCUAGAUCGCUUUGCCUCUUACCGGAUCAUGAGCACGCUGCACAAUUCACUCCGAGACUGGCACAUUUGCAGCCCUCCUUACCUUGAGGUCCACAGUGUCGGCGACAUGCCUUCCAUUCAGCAGAAAGUGACGACUCAGAACCUGAGCUUCCCUCUCAUUUGUAAAACAAGAGUGGCACACGGUUCUCUUUCCCAUGAGAUGUCGCUGAUCUUCAGUGCGGCAAGUCUGGUGGAGAUCCAACCUCCGUGCGUCCUCCAGAGUUUUGUCAAUCAUGGGGCUGUUUUGCACAAGGUGUUUGUGGUCGGAGAACGACAUUUCUGUGUGGAGAGGCCCUCACUCAAGAAUUUCCCGACCGGGCCUUGCGACAGAAAGACCAUCUUCUUCAACAGUCAGCAAGUGUCCAAACCAGAAUCAAGCUCUGACCUUACUGCUCUGGAUGAGCAAAUGCCCUGCCUGCCGCCACCCAGCACGGAGGCUGUGGCCGCCUUGGUCCGAGAGCUGCGCCUUCAGCUCGGUAUGGCCCUGUUUGGUGUGGAUCUCAUCAUCAAUAUACAUACGUACACCCUCACCGUCAUCGACAUCAACAUUUUUCCAGGUUACGAAGGCGUGCCGCAGUUUUUCUCUUCUCUGCUCAGCCACAUUGAGUCAGUGCUGGAUGCACAAGCUUCUUCUGUAGCCUCUCCUGAGAAAACUAAAUACAAAGAGGCGACCUUGACCGUGGAAAGUGGGCCCUGA
This is a messenger RNA of Syngnathoides biaculeatus (alligator pipefish), 1029 nucleotides long. Its product is annotated as inositol-tetrakisphosphate 1-kinase-like. The transcript has 10 exons. Gene Ontology annotation, cellular component: cytoplasm. The record is from RefSeq and is a predicted model, not a curated record. The coding region runs from base 1 to 1029 and encodes 342 amino acids. Lineage: Eukaryota; Metazoa; Chordata; Actinopteri; Syngnathiformes; Syngnathidae. Gene Ontology annotation, biological process: inositol trisphosphate metabolic process. Gene Ontology annotation, molecular function: magnesium ion binding; inositol-1,3,4-trisphosphate 6-kinase activity; ATP binding.